CGACCGCUCCGCUCACUGCACACUGCAUCGCAUCCCUGGAAUUUCCUGAAGCAGCUAUCCCGAACCGCUUACAAAGCGAGAAACUAUGUCUGCGCCAAUCAAGAAGACGUUCGUCGUCGAGCACCUGGACCCCGAGCUCGAGUCGUGGUCAUCGCUCGAGUACGCCGCGAUCGCCAGGGAGUCUGACGCUGCAGGAUGCCGCUUCCUCCUAUCUAGUGUGCCGGAGAGCCUGCGCCUGCCCGAUAACCUCGCCGGCAUCAAGGGGCUUGAGGUUGAACAUGACAGCGUGGAGAAUCUCUUUGAGAAACCCACCGUGUGUCUGCUCGAUCCUUCCGCCACGAAGGAGCUAAGCCCGGAAGAUGGCGACCAGUUUAGCGUUUUUCUUUUUGGAGGGAUCUUGGGUGAUGAUCCGCCAAGAGACCGCACAUCCGAGCUCCGUAAGAAGGGCUUCGAGGGCCGCAGGUUAGGCCCCGUCCAGAUGACCACGGACACAGCCGUCCGCGUUACGAGGAUCGUGGUUCAAGAAAGAACACCUCUGGAGAAGAUCCCUUUCGUCGACAAUCCUGAAAUUAGGGUUGACGCCCACGAGAGCACUGAGAUGCCCUUCCGUUACGUCACGGACAAGAGCGGACAGCCGAUCAUGCCUAAGGGGAUGGUGGAACUUAUCAAGAAAGACUCAGAGAGAGGCUUUGGUGAUUUGCUCUAAGCAUAUCCCGGAAGCUAAUCGGUUAAGAAAAACGGCUGCCGUCGCGGCUUGUGUGUGCUUCAUGCCCUGUUCUGCCAUGAAACAAAUUUGUGGAACCCGCGGCUUAUCAUCGUGGGGUUCUCAUACUAUUGUUUAGUGAGGGCAGGCGUGGCCGAGAUACCACUUACUUUCUCCAAAGUGAGAAACGCUGACGAGAUAAAAGUCCAUGGCUAGUAUGGUAGAAGAG
This is a messenger RNA of Aplosporella prunicola CBS 121167, 932 nucleotides long. RefSeq lists its product as uncharacterized. The coding region runs from base 86 to 706 and encodes 206 amino acids. Gene Ontology annotation, molecular function: protein-arginine omega-N monomethyltransferase activity. Gene Ontology annotation, biological process: peptidyl-arginine methylation. The record is from RefSeq and is a predicted model, not a curated record. Lineage: Eukaryota; Fungi; Ascomycota; Dothideomycetes; Botryosphaeriales; Aplosporellaceae. The transcript is spliced from 5 exons.